CCCCCGCACGGGCUGCUUUCUGGCCAGUCGCGCGUGGGCUGAGGCCCUGGGCGGGCGUUGCGAAGGGUUGUUUGCUUGAGCUUGGACCCCGCGACUGUCUGGCGUUCCCUCUCCUUGCGGGGUGGGGGGAGCCCCUACCUAGGGUGAAUGGGCGGCCGCUUGGGCUGGUAAGGACAGGCCGGGGAGCACGGGGUCCGCGGCCAUGAACUCACCCGUAGACCCCGGCGCUAGGCAGGCGCUGAAGAAGAAACCGCCGGAGCGGACCCCCGAGGAUUUAAAUACUAUUUAUUCUUAUCUUCAUGGAAUGGAAAUACUAUCAAAUCUUAGGGAACAUCAGCUUAGAUUAAUGUCUGCAAGAGCACGCUAUGAGAGAUACAGUGGUAAUCAGAUUCUUUUUUGUUCAGAAACAAUUGCCAGAUGUUGGUAUAUCCUGCUUUCUGGAUCUGUGCUUGUGAAAGACUCCAUGGUCUUGCCUCCAUGCAGUUUUGGUAAGCAGUUUGGAGGAAAAAGAGGAUGUGAUUGUCUUGUAUUAGAGCCUUCAGAAAUGAUUGUGGUAGAGAAUUCUAAAGACAAUGAAGAUAGUUUUCUACAAAGAGAAAUUCCUGCCCGACAGUCUCGAAGAAGGUUUCGGAAAAUUAACUACAAAGGAGAGCGCCAAACCAUUACUGACAAUGUGGACAUUAAUAGUUAUCUUUCUCUUCCGGCUGAUCUUACCAAGAUGCAUCUCACAGAUAGCCCUCACCCACAGGUGACUCAUGUGUCUUCUAGUCAGUCUGGCUGUAGCAUUGCCAGUGACUCUGGAAGCAGCAGUUUAUCUGAUAUCUAUCAGGCUACAGAGAGUGAGGUAGGAGAUGUAGAUUUAACACGUCUUCCAGAAGGACCUGUUGAUUCUGAGGAUGAAGAAGAAGAUGACGAAGAGAUUGAUCGCACAGAUCCAUUGCAUGGACGAGAUCUUGUUCGUGAGUGUCUUGAAAAAGAACCUGCAGACAAAACUGAUGAUGACAUUGAACAGUUAUUGGAGUUUAUGCACCAGUUGCCUGCUUUUGCAAACAUGACCAUGUCUGUAAGGAGAGAACUUUGUUCAGUGAUGAUUUUUGAAGUGGUAGAGCAGGCUGGCGCUAUUAUUCUUGAAGAUGGCCAAGAGCUUGACUCGUGGUAUGUUAUUUUAAAUGGCACUGUGGAAAUUAGUCAUCCAGAUGGGAAAGUUGAAAAUCUCUUUAUGGGAAAUAGUUUUGGAAUUACUCCCUCUCUGGAUAAACAGUACAUGCAUGGAGUUGUCAGGACGAAAGUAGAUGAUUGUCAGUUUGUCUGCAUAGCCCAGCAGGAUUAUUGGAGAAUUUUAAAUCAUGUGGAAAAAAAUACCCAUAAAGUCGAGGAAGAGGGAGAAAUUGUUAUGGUGCAUGAGCACCGUGAACUUGAUAGGAGUGGAACCAGGAAAGGACACAUUGUAAUCAAGGCAACUCCUGAGCGUCUCAUCAUGCACUUAAUAGAAGAACAUUCAAUUGUGGAUCCAACUUACAUAGAAGAUUUCUUACUAACAUAUAGGACAUUUCUUGAAAGUCCUUUGGAUGUUGGUAUUAAACUACUGGAAUGGUUUAAGAUUGACAGCUUAAGAGAUAAGGUUACACGGAUUGUAUUAUUGUGGGUAAAUAAUCAUUUUAAUGAUUUUGAAGGUGAUCCUGCCAUGACUCGUUUUCUAGAGGAAUUUGAAAAACAUCUAGAAGAUACGAAAAUGAAUGGUCAUCUGCGGUUAUUGAAUAUUGCUUGUGCUGCAAAGGCUAAGUGGAGACAGGUUGUACUGCAGAAAGCUUCCCGGGAGUCCCCUCUGCAUUUCAGCCUUAAUGGAGGAAGUGAGAAGGGAUUUGGCAUUUUUGUUGAAGGGGUAGAACCAGGUAGCAAAGCUGCUGAUGCAGGGUUGAAACGUGGCGAUCAAAUAAUGGAAGUAAAUGGACAAAACUUUGAGAAUAUUACAAUCGUGAAGGCCCUUGAAAUUUUGAGGAACAAUACACAUCUUGCACUUACUGUAAAGACCAACAUUUUUGUGUUCAAGGAGUUACUUAGUAGGACUGAGCAAGAGAAAUCGGGUAUUCCUCAUAUUCCCAAAAUUGCUGAAAAAAAAAGUAAUCGCCAUUCAAUCCAGGAUGUACCAGGAGAUAUUGAACAGACAUCACAAGAGAAAGGAAGUAAGAAAGUUAAAGCAAAUACUGUUUCAGGUGGAAGAAACAAAAUCAGGAAAAUUUUGGAUAAAACACGAUUUAGUAUCUUGCCUCCAAAACUGUUCAGUGAUGGAGGCCUGAGCCAGUCACAGGAUGACAGCAUUGUGGGAACGAGGCACUGUAGGCACAGUCUGGCUAUCAUGCCUAUUCCUGGGACACUCUCAUCCAGCAGCCCUGACCUCCUGCAGCCUACCACUAGCAUGCUGGAUUUUUCCAAUCCUUCAGAUAUUCCUGAUCAAGUUAUAAGAGUUUUCAAAGCAGAUCAGCAGAGUUGCUACAUUAUCAUCAGUAAAGACACUACAGCUAAAGAAGUGGUUUGUCAUGCUGUCCAUGAAUUUGGUUUGGCUGGUGCAUCCGACACAUACUCUCUGUGUGAAGUUUCUGUUACCCCUGAGGGCGUGAUAAAGCAGAGAAGACUGCCUGACCAGUUCUCCAAGUUAGCGGAUAGAAUUCAACUCAAUGGAAGGUAUUAUUUAAAAAAUAACAUGGAAACAGAAACCUUGUGUUCAGAUGAAGAUGCUCAAGAACUAGUUAAGGAAAGCCAGCUAUCUAUGCUGCAGCUCAGUACCGUUGAAGUGGCAACCCAGCUGUCAAUGAGGGACUUUGAUUUGUUCCGUAACAUUGAGCCUACUGAAUACAUUGAUGAUCUUUUUAAGUUAGAUUCCAAAAUAGGAAAUACUCACUUGAAAGCAUUUGAAGACAUUGUAAACCAAGAGACUUUCUGGGUUGCCUCAGAGAUUUUAACUGAAUCAAAUCAGCUCAAGCGAAUGAAGAUUAUUAAGCAUUUUAUUAAAAUUGCACUUCAUUGUCGAGAAUGUAAGAACUUCAAUUCCAUGUUUGCAAUAAUAAGUGGCUUGAACUUGGCACCUGUAGCACGACUCAGAGGUACUUGGGAAAAGUUACCAAGCAAAUAUGAGAAACAUCUCCAAGAUCUACAAGACCUUUUUGAUCCAUCUAGAAACAUGGCAAAGUAUAGAAAUAUCCUUAGUAGUCAAAGCAUGCAACCUCCAAUAAUUCCACUCUUCCCUGUUGUCAAGAAAGAUAUGACAUUUCUACAUGAAGGAAAUGACUCCAAAGUGGACGGUUUAGUCAACUUUGAAAAAUUAAGAAUGAUCGCCAAGGAAAUCCGUCAAGUUGUUCGAAUGACUUCUGCCAACAUGGACCCGGCUAUGAUGUUCAGACAGAGGAAGAAGAGGUGGCGGAGUCUGGGGUCACUGAGUCAAGGCAGCACAAAUUCAAACAUGCUGGAUAUUCAAGGAGGUAGUCACAAAAAACGAGCACGCCGCAGCUCUCUGCUUAAUGCCAAGAAGCUGUAUGAGGAUGCCCAAAUGGCACGGAAAGUAAAGCAGUAUCUUUCUGGUCUGGAUGUAGAGACAGAUGAGGAGAAGUUCCAGAUGAUGUCCUUGCAGUGGGAGCCUGCAUAUGGUACCUUAACCAAAAAUGUAAGUGAGAAAAGAUGUGCUAAAUCAUCCGAAAUGUCUCCAGUGCCUAUGAGAUCAGCUGGCCAGAUGGCUAAAGUCCACUUGCAUCAGCCCCACAGAGUAAGCCAGGUCCUUCAGGUGCCAGCUGUGAAUUUGCAUCCCAUCAGGAAGAGGGGACAAACUAAAGACUCUGCGUUGAGUACAAGUUUACCUCAGAAAGUUUUAGGAACAACUGAUGACACAAGCAGUAAGAAACCUGCGGAAGACACACUCUCUGUGGCAUCCUCCUUACACGCUAGUCCUCCCGCCUCACCUCAAGGCUCCCCUCGCAAAAGUUACACACUUACUCCAUCAGCUAAAUCUGACAACUUCUCUGACUCCAGCCACAGUGAGAUUUCCUCACGGUCCAGCAUCGUGAGCACUUGUUCUGUGGACUCCAUGUCUGCAGCUCUGCAGGAUGAACGGUGUCCCUCGCAGGCCCUGGCAGUCCCUGAAUCCACCAGAACCCUGGAAAAGACAGAGCACCCCUCAGGAGUAGGAGACCAUAGUCAUCUUGGUCCUGGGGGCACACUCUCGAAGCCAUCUCUAAUCAAGGGUCUAGCUGUGUCAUCUUCCAUGAGCAGUGAGGAGAUUUCUCAUGAACAUAUCAUUAUAGAAGCAGCUGACAGUGGUCGUGGAAGUUGGACUUCCUGUUCCUCCAGUUCACAUGACAAUUUCCAAAGCCUUCCAAACCCAAAAAGCUGGGAUUUUUUGAACUCUUACAGACAUACCCAUUUGGAUGAUCCCAUUGCUGAAGUGGAACCCACUGACUGUGAGUCAUAUUCCUGCCCUAAAGGUUGCUCUAGAACUUGCGGUCAGUGUAAAGGAAGCCUUGAGAGUAAUCGCUCGAGACAGAGUUGGGCCUCCUCCAGUUCUCUGUCUGACACAUUUGAGCCAAACUAUGGGACAGUUAAACGGAGAGUAUUGGAGAGUGGCCCUGCCGAAUCCACUGAAGGCAUGGACUCCAAGGAUGCCACUGACCCAGUUUAUAAAACUGUCACUUCAAGUACAGAGAAGGGCCUGAUUGUGUACUGUGUCACCUCACCCAAGAAGGACAAUAGGUAUAGGGAGCCACCUCCCACUCCUCCAGGAUAUAUGGGAAUUUCUUUAGCCGACCUAAAGGAAGGACCCCACCCGCACCUAAAACCUCCAGAUUAUAGUGUGGCAGUGCAGAGGUCCAAGAUGAUGCAAAACAGCCUCUCUAGACUGCCACCAGCUUCUCCCGGUAGCAACCCUGUGGCCUGUGUCUCAUCAGCGACUCUAACUCAGCCUCAGAGGCAGAAUCCACAGCCGCCACAUCCCGAGCCAGCAGAUGGGAGCGAUGCAGACAGCGAGGCAGACGGUAUGUCGGCACACCGCCCUAGUGGCUCCUAAAUGAACUGCUGAAGACACCAGAUGCUCUUCACUCUGAAAACGAACAAGUUUCAGCAGUGUAGCCUUUGGAUGCCCCUUUUGAAGACCACUGAAAGACACAGCGGAGCUGGCGGAACCACCUCAUCCCACAGGCCAUUGCCAACCAAUAGCUUGCUGCUACAGCUAACCCAGAGGUUUCGUCCCUUGUUCUGAACAGUGAGAUAGACGCGAGUCAUGCUUUCCUUCCUGUAACUCCUGCAGACCGUUUCCUCAGCUGUAGAUGCUGUGCCUGGAGACGCUGCACGCCAGAACUGCCUUGGGACCACAGUUACAGAACAAAUUCAAACUCAGAGUCAUCCCCGUGUCUGUCACUAUAGAUUUCCCUUUAACAAGUAAUUUUUUUUUAAAUAGUGGUAUUAUUUUUUCCAAGCCAUAGCUUGGGCUAACGAACAAAUUCAGAAUGUCUGCCAAUACCAAGGAUAUUCUUAGGUAUUUGAAGAGUAACUUAUUAUUUAAGCUGUUGUGUUUGUGUUUGCGUUUGGGAGCUCUUGCUAGUUGAUGUUUAGGGUUGAGGCUGUAAAACUGUCUCUGGUCUGACCAAACAGAGGUCACCUAUAGGGAGAUGGCACGCUUGGCCUUGUGCAGAGAUGUAACUUGCUCUGGAGCACCGUGCAAUGUAGGGGCUCAGUGGAGUGGAAUAGGACGCCCUUUGCCACUGAGGUGUCAGGAACCUGCUGCUCGUGGGAAGGCCAGACACGGCUGCCACAGGAUUUCUGAGCAGUCCUUUGGGAAAAGGGGGAGGCGAUGCAAUGGAGCGCGUCGGAACUGCGCUUUCCAGAAAUCAGAAUGUUGAUGUUUAAAGUUUAAUGACGUGUCUAAAUUCUUCUUGAAAUGAAAAAUCAUGCUGUAUCUAAUGGCAACAAAGUAUAAAGCUGUACACCCAUUCAAUAGAGAACUCUAUGGAAAACCUAUCAUGAAAUUUCUCUCAGAUAAGGAGUUCUUUUCUCUUUUUAAAGGAGAAAAGGUGUUAGAUGUUCAUAGGUGUUAAGGUCACAAAGAUGAAUUUGUGUCAUCUUCUGCAGUGUACGUACCACCCCACCUCGUACCCAGCCUGCAUAAUAAACCUUGCAGCUCUUGGCUCCCGAGAGUCAUGAUUAGGAACCCACCAAGGUAGAAUUGGUUGAAAAUACGUGGGAGAAACAGAAGCUAGAAUUGCAGAAAUGAUUGUCUUGAUUCUCAUUUUAGCCUUGAGAGGACUUACCUUUCCAUUCUCCCUGGGCAUGGCAUUCUUCCUUUCGUUAUUAAAACUUCUGUAACUGUUUACUGGAUAAGGCAGAUUCCUCACAUUUUUAUAUAACAUUUUCUGUGUGUAUUAAGUUUAAAAUUUUUCAUUUGCUUUUCAAGCACAAAGCCAAGUAAGAGUCUCAUAGACUUCAGUGACUGCCAAAAAAAAAAAAAAAAAGAAGAAGAAGAAGAAGAAAAGCCAAAGUCACAGAGGUGCACUCACUACCCAAGCUGAACUUGGAGCUGGAAUGGAUCUGCUUCACAGUGAUUGGUCAGACGUGACUUCCUUUGUAAUAGUUUGCUUUUUUCCCCAAGCUGUAUCUUCCUCUCUCUGUUUUCCUGCCUGUUUCCUUUAUUUUAAAAUAGUGACUCACUUCCAAAUGAUAAAUGUUAAUAGUUUGCCUUCCCAUCAAAAAUGAUUGUCUCUAUUUUAGGAAAACUAGCUGCCUGAAAGGCGGCAAGGUGGGGAGGAACACGGCCCUGAAACGUAAGCCUUAGAAAUUAAGUGUGAUGCAAGGAAGCAGGCCGAUUCCAUAGCUUUCUUGGCCCUUUGAAGUGGGCAGUAGCCUGAAUCAAAAAUCCUGGUUUGAAUAUCACACGGUGGUGAUUUGGCCCAUGAUCAGCAGUCUUCCAUUACGGAUUUUUUUUUUCCUUCACUGCUUUACACAGUAUUGUUUUCAUGUCCACAGCAAAACAAAGUGGAAAAUAUUUUUACUAUAACUACUUUUUUUAAAAAAUCAACUUUGGGUAUCUAUUUUUGCCAUUUUAUAUCCAGUACUCAAGAAAAAUGUGCGUUGUGCACAAUAUCUGUUUAUUUAGCAGGUCUUUCAAACCAAAUGGAAGCCUUACGUGUCUUUAUCCUUACUGAUGUAAAUAAUACCCUGGGCAGAGAGUUUUGGUUUUGGACUUGCACAUUAUAGCUGCCUUUGUUUUAUUUUGCUUUAACUGUGUGAGUGUUUGGAUCAGCUGAUCACAUUGAUCAGGAACUAAAGCCAAAUGCUUUGUGGUUUGGUAUGUUUGAAUCUCUCAAAAACUCGUGAGGUUUUGAUUUUUGUAUUUUAAUUUGGGGUAACUUUUCCCCCUUUUGGUUUUUCAUAGGACUAAAACAAGGGAAGCCUUAACAUGUAUUCUCUCGGAUUCCAAGUCCCCAUUUGUCUUUAGUUGAUAGAUUUGUGGCUUUAAGGAAGAGACGAGUUGCCCUUUCUUCCCAUUUACAACUCUGCAUCUACGAGAGCAACUGAAGCAGUAAACCCUCGUGCAAACUCCUGCCGAUGACUGCGUUACAUACUUUCAUUAGUCUUUUGAGAUCAGUAGAUUUGCAGUUUCUCCAAAUGCUUACUUUCAAAAUAAAAACCCCUUUAUGAAUUUUCCUAAAGGUGGUAAUUCCCAUAGCAUCAUCAUUUGUGUCCCCUCCUGGAGGGUAUCUCCCAGGCUGCAAAUGUCGCAGUACUCUUGAAGAUAUCUAAGAACAAACCUAAGUUUUAUCAAGUUCUUUCCCCUACAAAGGAAAAGGGGAAAGUUGCCUUGUUUGCUUAAAAGAAUGAUUUGUUAUUCUGAUAGAAUUUUAAGUUUCAAAAAAAAUGUGUUAAGGUAUGUGUGUCCACUUAGUAUAGCCUUAAAGGCUAGGAACAGGGGCUGACUCUCCAGAACAGUGUCAAAGUUUUCAAACUUAAACUUGAAUCCUGGUUCACUUCAGCUUUUGUUUUGCUUUCUUAAGGCUUCUUUAUUUUUCAUACACAUGAUGCAGUUGAACUUAAUUGUUUAAAAUUGAAAUGUAAGCUUAUCAGCAAAAGACGAAAAUAGAAUUGCACAGUUGUAAUAAUCAAAUAAUUGUACUGCACAAUUCCAUGAUUGUAAGGUAUCCUGUAACAAGCAAUGUUGUCUCCUAUUUUUUGAUACCUCUUAAACUUAUGUCUUUUAGAAAGACAGUGCCUCUGUAUGCUUUUUGUAUUUUUACUGAGUGUAAAUAUUUGUUAUAUUUUUGGUUAAGAGAAUGUAAAAGUACCAUUUAUUAUUAUCAUAUCUAAUACAUUGGUGGAAUCAAUAAAGAAUCUGCAGUAACUUU
Lepus europaeus (European hare) is the source of this 8378-nucleotide messenger RNA. It is a transcript of the gene RAPGEF6, whose product is annotated as Rap guanine nucleotide exchange factor 6. Gene Ontology annotation, molecular function: guanyl-nucleotide exchange factor activity; protein binding. The coding region runs from base 203 to 5050 and encodes 1615 amino acids. The record is from RefSeq and is a predicted model, not a curated record. Gene Ontology annotation, biological process: positive regulation of ERK1 and ERK2 cascade; small GTPase-mediated signal transduction. NCBI's taxonomy places the organism in Eukaryota, Metazoa, Chordata, Mammalia, Lagomorpha, Leporidae. The transcript has 29 exons.